Messenger RNA from Hyla sarda, 4533 nucleotides. RefSeq names its product alpha-2-macroglobulin-like. The transcript is spliced from 37 exons. Gene Ontology annotation, cellular component: extracellular region. Lineage: Eukaryota; Metazoa; Chordata; Amphibia; Anura; Hylidae. Bases 26 to 4420 code for a protein of 1464 amino acids. Gene Ontology annotation, molecular function: endopeptidase inhibitor activity. The record is from RefSeq and is a predicted model, not a curated record.
UGGAUUGAUUCACCUGUUGUUGUUCAUGCAGGUGUUGUCCUUGAGGCUAAAAACUUGUUGCUUCUCCCAAUAUGGGAUAAUUUGUGAAACGCUUGGAAAAAGUCACUGCAGCUUCCGAUACCUCCACAUGCAUUUUAACGCCUGCAGGCACUUUGCCGCCAUCUUCCCAUCAGAGUUCCGGGCCCAGCAUCCUGAGAAUGUCUGUUUACAAUUGGAGGAAGCUGAAGGAGACGUAAAUGUCAAAUUGUCUCUAAACCUGGAUAAUAAGGACACCACACUCAUAGAUAAGGACUUCAUUCAGCAAGACAGCAUAUUCACCUGCCUCAGCAUACAGGCUCCCAUUCCUGACGAAAAUGAGGUGGUCGGCAAACUAACUCUUUCAAUUACAAGUUUAGGGGAUACCCUCACCAACACUAGUAAAGUUCUUGUAAAAAAAGAACAAUCCAAAAUUUUGGUCCAAACAGACAAACCUGUGUACAAACCUGGACAAACUGUGAAAUUCAGGAUUCUGUCCCUUACUGAAGAUUUCAAACCAGAAAAUACUUUUAUCCCAGUGAUAGAAUUACAGGCUCCAGGCAAAAACCGGAUUGGACAAUGGUUAAAUGUAAAUCUCAAUCAGGGUAUUGCUGAGUUCUCCCUCCCUCUUUCUUCUGAGCCCAAACUGGGGGAAUAUACCAUUAAACUAAAGGACACAUCUCACACCUUCACUGUGGAGGAAUAUGUACUUCCAAAAUUUGAGGUUGAUAUCCAGUUCCCUAAGUAUAUCCUCUGUAACAGUCCCCAGUUUCCAGUUAAAGUUUGUGCCAAGUAUACAUAUGGGAAACCAGUCCAAGGGGUUGUUACAGCCUCUGUUUGUCAUGAUCUUGAAGUCUAUUACUGUACUUGGUGGUGUACAGUAGGAAAAACACCCAAAUGUGCUAAUUUCACUGGAGAGUUGGACAGAUCUGGGUGUCACGAAUUUGAGGUCAAGCUUGAGCUUUUUCAGCUAAAAAAUGACAGUAGUGAGGAACUGAGAGGUGAAGCUUCUGUAACAGAGGAAGGGACAGGGGUGAAGCUAUCAUCAUCAACCAGUAAAACCAGGACAACAUAUGUCAUCAAUAAAUUGUCUUUUAUUAAUACUGACAUGAACUACAAGCCUGGCAUCCCAUACAGUGGAGUGAUUACAGUGGAAGAUGCUGGAGGUGUGCCUAAACCAAACAUUACAGUUAAUCUGAAGUAUGGACAAGACACGGAGGGCCUAACCUUAGUGAGCGAUGAGAAUGGCAAAGCGUCUUUUACUCUAAGUACAACCAACUGGACAAAAUCUGUAUUCUUGAGGGCAAAGACAGAAAAUAUUCCUGAAGUUCCUGGUAUUUAUCCGCUGGAUUAUGGUGAAGCCUCUCACACUGUGGUCCCCUUCCACUCUCAGAGCAAAAGCUUCUUGAGACUCCAUUCUCCGGAUAAGGUUCUCCCAUGUGAGGGACAUCAAGAGGUCCAUGUGGAAUAUACUAUUAGUCACACGGAGGUGAAAGAGGCCAAAAAGUUAUCCCUGCAUUACCUGUUGGUUUCCAAAUUUUCCAUUAAGGACUCAGGGACUGUGGAAAUUAAAACUGAAGAUGCAAAUGAAGAUAUCCAUGGAAAAGUCCUCUUGAACCUCCCUUAUAGUGCAGGAACGUCUAAUGUUCUUCAGGUCCUUGUUUACAUCUUCCUGCCUAAUGGAGAAAUAAUAGCAGAUACUGCAAAAUUCUCCCUACAGAAAUGUUUUAGGAAUAAAGUGUCAGCUGGGUUUUCCCCCAGUGAAGUUCUUCCCGGAUCAGACGUGUCUCUCGAGGUCCAGGCUUCUCCUGGGUCUCUCUGUGGUCUGCGGGUGGUGGAUCAGAGUGUGGUCCUGAUGAAACCAGAGAAAGAACUGACUGCACAGAAAGUUUUUGACCUUUUCCCUUCCGCUGAUGUAAAAACUUAUGAUCAUCGUGUUGAUGAACACGAUAUAUGUGGAUUUAAUGAAGAUGACCCUUUGGAUGUAUACAGCUUGUUUAUGGGUUUGCGCUUAAAAAUAAUAACAAGUGCAGUUAACAAACCUCUGAAAUGUCUUAAAUAUACAAUUGUAAGACACCACUGGGAUCAUUUCAUAGUUUAUUCAAGAGAUGGUAGCUUUACAGGUGACAGACAAGCCUUACCUGAUAAAGCAGACAAACCCAUAAUAAGGGGUCAUGAGCCACCAAGAGAGCCAAAAGAAAUUGAAAAAGUAAGAAAAUAUUUUCCUGAGACCUGGAUUUGGGAACUAGUUCCUCUUGGUGAAUCUGGCAGGGCUGAAAUCCAUCGAAACGCUCCGGAUACCAUCACAGACUGGAAUGCCAGAGCCAUAUGUAUGGGACCUUCUGGAUUCGGACUUUCUCCAUCAUCCCUACGAGUUUUCCAGCCAUUUUUUGUUGAUCUUACCCUCCCAUACUCUGUUGUUAGAGGAGAGUCAUUUACCCUCAAAGCUUCAGUGUUCAACUACCUGAAACAAUGUAUAAAGGUAAAUACAAUCCUUCAGACUACUGAUGAGUUAGAAGAGAAGCAUUGUGCGGACUGUCAAUAUAGCAGUUGUAUCUGUGAAGAUGAGAGCAAAACCUUCUACUGGAACCUGAAAGCUUUGAAACUGGGAGAAGUAAACAUUACUGUAAAGACAGAAGCUGUGGACACACAAGAAUUUUGUGGAAACGAGAUACCUGUUGUUCCUAAGCAAGGCAGGACUGACACCAUUGUGAAGACUGUGCUCGUACAGCCCGGUGGUAUCCUGGUGGAAAAGGCACACAGCUCUCUGGUCUGCAUGAAAGAGGAAGAUCAGCCUAAAGUAGAAGAGAUAUCGCUGAAGAUCCCUGAUAAUAUUCUAGAGGAUUCUGCAAGAGCUCAUAUAUUAGUGUUGGGAGAUCACUUGGGCUCAGCUCUGCAGAACCUUGACCGUCUCCUGGCCAUGCCAUUUGGAUGUGGGGAACAGAACAUGGUUCUCUUUGCUCCAAAUAUCUAUAUCCUGCAGUAUCUGGAGAAGACUCAUCAACUGAACAAUCAAAUCCAAAGUAAAGCCAAGAUUUUUCUGGAGAGAGGGUAUCAGCGACAGCUAACAUACAAACGUUAUGAUGGAUCAUACAGCGCUUUUGGAAAAACUGACCAAGCAGGAAACACAUGGUUGACUGGAUUUGUAGUGAAGUCCUUCAGCAAAGCCCGACCUUAUAUCUUCAUAGAUGAAACUCACCUGGACGACUCCUUCACAUGGCUGAAAAAGAAACAGAAAAAGACCGGAUGUUUCUACAGUGUGGGGAAGCUUUUCAAUAAUGCCAUGAAGGGAGGUGUAAAAGAUGACAUUUCUCUCUCUGCCUAUAUAACUAUAGCACUUUUGGAGGCCGGAGUAUCUGAACAGGAUCCCUUACUGGGAAAAGCCUUAUCCUGCCUGAGGAAGGCCUCCGUGGAUGUGAGCAAUGUAUAUACCCAGGCUCUUCUGGCCUACACCUUCACAUUGUCUGGGGAGACUGAACUCAGAAAAACCUUGCUGGACAAAUUGGAAAAAAAAGCAGUGCGGGAAGAUGGACAAGUUUACUGGAAACGGGACUCCACCCCUCCUCCAGAAGACUCAUAUUGGUCCCGAGCUCCCUCAGCAGAAGUGGAGUUGACGUCCUAUAUGCUACUAGCUCAACUUUCUGGUCCAACUCAAGAUUUAGGUAGAGCUAUAGAGAUUGUCAACUGGUUGAGCAAGCAGCAAAAUCCUUAUGGAGGAUUCUCUUCUACACAGGACACAGUGGUGGCUCUUCAGGCUCUGGCCAAGUAUGCAGAGUUGAUGUUUUCUGACAAGGGAGAUGUGACUGUGGCAGUCACCUCCAAGUCAGGAUUCCUUGAGCAGUUCCAUGUGGACAAGAAUAACCGGCUUCUUCUCCAAAGGGCAUCACUAUCUAAAGUCCCAGAAGACUACACGGCAACAGUAACAGGGGAUGGUUGUGUCUUUGUUCAGGCAGUAUUGAGAUACAAUGUCCCUCCUCCAAAAGGCGAGGCCACCUUCACAUUAAGUGUAAAAUCAUCUUCAAUAAGCGGAUGUCUGGAGGAUUCUGGGAAGAAAUUUGAAAUUCUUAUCACAGCCGCCUAUACUGGUGCCAGGGAAAAAUCUAACAUGGUUGUUAUUGAAGUCAAGAUGUUAUCUGGCUACAUUCCAGUGAAGAACACAAUAAGGAAGCUGGAGAAGAACAAUCUGAUACAGAGAAGUGACAUCCAGACUGACUCCGUGACUUUUUACCUGGACCAGAUGGAUCAGAAUCCAGUAAACCUCUCCUUCAUGGUGGAACAGGACAUUGUGGUGAAGGAUCUAAAACCGGCUACAGCAAAAGUAUACGAUUACUAUGAGACAGAUGAACAGGCCAGUGCAGAAUACAACCACCCCUGCAGUCAUGAUAAAUCUGGAAAUUCUAAAUGAGACCGGGCUAUUGCGUAUACUGCAUCAGCACCCACUACCCAGCAAUGAAAAGCAACUGGAAAAAAAAUAAUAAACUGUAGUAUUUCAAAAUGGCAACUAAAAUGUGUCUGAUA